GCAGCCUCCCCAGCCGUGUCGCAGGGUUGGGGAUCAGGGGCAUUCGUGGUUCCAGUCAGGGAGGGAGCUGCUUCUGUCACCUUGAGCAUGGCCUUGUUUUCCUGCUGUUGAACUUUGGGCAUGCCGGGCUGCCUCAGCUUCCCACAGUUGAGCACACAAUAUCCUAAACUCGGUAGCAUGGAGGAUGCUAAAGGUGGUGACCAGCGUGUGACCGAGGGGUUUCCUCCUGCCAGCGUUGGGGCUGAGAGGGUCACUCAGCAGGUGCCCCAGGAAGACCAGGGGCAGCUUCUUUAUCAUGAGGAAACCAUUGAUCUUGGUGGAGAUGAAUUUGGGUCUGAAGAGAAUGAGACCAUAUCAGAAGAUUCCAACAACUUCAUAGAUAAACUCAAUGAGCACAUGAUGGAGAGUGUCCUCAUUUCUGACUCUCCUAAUAACAGUGAAGAUGACGCAGGUGACCUUGGCUGUUUACAGGAUGUCAUAGAACCUGUGGAAGGCAAUGCCGAUCCCAGCCUGGCCGGAAUCACAGCUGGAGAAGGGACGCACACCCCGAGUAACGGCAGUGAGACGGACACAGAUGCCACGCCAAGAGACGUCUCUGACAUGACCUCUGACAGCAAAGCCUCUCUGAAGGAAGACUCCACACAGGAAGAAGCAACAGCCAUGCCGCUCUUUGAGGAUGCAGGUACAGAGGACUUGACGCCUAGGGGUGAAAAGGCCCCUGGAGAAGAGCAGGUCCCAGAAGCAUCUUCCAGUCAGUCUUCUAAAGACGAGCCUGUGCCUGUGUGCACCAUUUUUAGCCAGGCAAGUGCUGCACCUGCCCAGCCGCACCUGUUUCUGCACGAUGGCUUCGAGUCUCAGAUGGUGAAAUCACCCAGCUUCAGCAGUGCAAGCGAGACAUCAGCCAAGACCCCUCCCCAGGUGGUCCGGCCCAGCCCCAGCCUGAGCAAAUUUUUUGGGGAUCCAGUGAGCACUAAUUCCUUGGCCUCCGGCUUCUUUGACUCCUUCACCACAUCCACUUUCACUUCCGUCAGUAACCCUAACGCAGGCUCCUCCAUUCCGGAAAAGUCGUCACCACUCACUGCCUCGGUGGGAGAAAAGGCCCUGAACUCUCCUGACUGUUCUUACCCUGCAGGGGUGCCAAGAUCGGAAUCAGGCGCUUCCACUGCUGCCCCGGAAAUCCCUGACUCCCCGAGACCGUUUUCACAGAUACAGGCUGUGUUUGCAGGCAGCGAUGACCCUUUCGCCACAGCGCUUAGCAUGAGUGAGAUGGACCGAAGGAAUGACGCGUGGCUUCCCAGCCAGAGCACCAGGGACGUCCUGACCGCGGUGGCCACGCAGCAGUGCGGCACUGUGUUCAUAGACAAGGAGAGUCUCACCAUGCCCGGGCUCAGGUUCGACAACAUUCAGGGAGAUGCAGUUAAAGACUUGAUGCUUCGCUUCCUGGGUGAAAAAGCUGCCGCAAAGAGACAAGUCCUAAAUGCCAGCUCUGUGGAGCAAUCUUUUGUCGGACUGAAGCAGCUAAUUAGCUGCAAAAACUGGAGGGCAGCAGUUGACCUGUGUGGACGCCUUCUCACCGCCCAUGGCCAAGGCUACGGCAAGAGCGGGCUGCCCACCAGUCAUACCACAGAUUCGCUGCAGCUUUGGUUUGUGCGGCUGGCGCUGCUGGUGAAGCUGGGCCUCUUCCAGAACGCUGAGAUGGAAUUCGAGCCCUUUGGAAAUCUGGAUCAGCCAGACCUGUAUUAUGAAUACUACCCCCACGUGUAUCCCGGACGGAGGGGCUCCAUGGUCCCCUUUUCGAUGCGCAUCUUACACGCAGAACUUCAACAGUAUCUGGGGAACCCGCAGGAGUCACUGGACAGGCUGCACAGGGUCAAGACCGUCUGCAACAAGAUCCUGACCAACCUGGAGCAGGGCCUGGCGGAGGAUGGGGGCGUGAGCAACAUGAGCCAGGAGAACCGGCAAGCCUCUGUUCAGCUGUGGAGGACACGUCUGGGCCGGGUGAUGUACUCCGUGGCGAACUGUCUGCUGCUCAUGAAGGAUUACGUGCUCGCCGUGGACGCCUAUCGCUCAGUCGCCAAGUGUCACCCCGAGCAGGAGCCACAGCUGCUGAGUGGCAUCGGCCGGAUCUUCCUCCAGAUUGGAGACAUUAAAACGGCUGAGAAGUAUUUUCAAGACGUUGAGAAAGUGACGCAGAAAUUGGAUGGACUACAGGGUAAAAUAAUGGUUUUAAUGAACAGAGCGUUCUUGCACCUGGGUCAGAAUAACUUCGCUGAAGCCCACAGAUUCUUCACUGAGAUCUUGAGGAUGGACCCAACAAACGCCGUGGCCAACAACAACGCCGCCGUGUGUCUGCUCUACCUGGGCAAGCUCAAGGACUCGCUGCGGCAGCUGGAGGCCAUGGUGCAGCGGGACCCCAGGCACUACCUGCACGAGAGUGUGCUGUUCAACCUGACCACCAUGUACGAGCUGGAGUCCUCGCGGAGCAUGCAGAAGAAGCAGAGCCUGCUCGAGGCCGUGGCCGGCAAAGAAGGGGACAGUUUCAACACCCAGUGCCUCAAGCUGGCCUAGAGCCGGAGUGAGUGUGCACCGGAGCGGCACGUGCGUGUGGCUGUGGCACAGCCAUAAAGGCCUGUCUCCUAGAGCCGGAGUGUGAGUGUGGACCGUGGAGCGGCACGUGCGUGUGGCUGUGGUGCAGCUGUAAAGGCCUGUCUCCUAGAGCCGGAGUGUGAGUGUGGACCAUGGAGCGGCACGUGUGUGUGGCUGUGGCACAGCCGUAAAGGCCUGUCUCCUAGAGCCGGAGUGUGAGUGUGGACCAUGGAGUGGCACGUGUGUGUGGCUGUGGCACAGCCGUAAAGGCCUGUCUCCUAGAGCCGGAGUGUGAGUGUGGACCAUGGAGCGGCACGUGCGUGUGGCUGUGGCACAGCCGUAAAGGCCUGUCUCCUAGAGCCGGAGUGUGAGUGUGGACCGUGGAGCGGCACGUGUGUGUGGCUGUGGCACAGCCAUAAAGGCCUGUCUCCUAGAGCCGGAGUGUGAGUGUGGACCAUGGAGUGGCACAUGCGUGUGGCUGUGGUGCAGCUGUAAAGGCCCAUCUCCCGCCCAAUGGGAGCCUCCUUCUGGAGCCACAGCCCAGGCCUGCCCAAGGUGGGCACAUCCCUGGGUGUGCACACAAGGGGAGAUGGUGUGCCAGGCAGGAGGCCUGCAGUGUGCACCAGACCUCCCUCAUCUACUCCUGGAAGCCAGCCUGUUCCUUUCUUAUUUAUUUAGCUGUCUUCAUUGUAUUUGAAAGGCAAAGAGCCAAACACAGACCUUGCGUCCACUGGUUCACGCCCCAAAUGCCUGCAACAGCCAGGCUGGGCAUCUCGCGCUGUCCAUGGCCGCUCAGCAUCCUCCUCCCGCCCUCUCUCCUCCCACCUGUCUCGUUCACUGACCGAGGUGGAACGGUGGGUCCUGGUUUCUCUUGUGUUUCGUGCGCCCCACAGAGAGGGCAGAGCAGGAGAGCCGCCCUCUGGAGUAAGCAGAACACAGAGCUCAGGUGCGUGAGAAAACCAGGAAGUGUCUGGAACACAGGCUGCCAGGGGUCAGCAGGGUCCGAGCCCAAGCACCCAGGGGUCAGCAGCUUCGGGAACACAGCACCCUCGAGGGUCGGCGGGGUCUGAGCCCAGGCCAGUCCGUACAUUUGCACUCAUUUUUUCAUAGUUAUUCCUGCUUUUGAAACCAUAAAUCCCUGGAAAUGUCUGCAUUUACCAGGCAGCUCUGGCCAGGACCCUGUAAUGUCAGCUUCUCUAACCCCGUGAGCUGUGAUUGACACGCGGGACUGAGAAGUGCGUGUACGAAUCAGAGCUGCAGGCAGAUGGCCCCGCGCCUUUGCUGAGGCGCACGUUGAGUGACGGCUCAGAGCAGGAGAGCAGAUGACCCUGCCUGGAGGGCUGGGCACUCCCAGGGGCCUUCACAUCCUCCUCUCCGCAAAGAGGGAAAAUCAACGUAUUUGUAAAAAGCACAGAACUUGAUGAUGGCAGUGAAGGCUGCCAGGUGCAGGGAGGGACUGGACGCCCAGGAGUGGCAGGUGAGAAAGGGAGCCAGACUCCCUUCAGGACUGAACCUGCAGCCAGUCUUCCUCCCCAGCUGCCAUUGCUA
This is a messenger RNA of Lepus europaeus (European hare), 4134 nucleotides long. RefSeq names its product trafficking protein particle complex subunit 12 (gene TRAPPC12). The transcript is spliced from 12 exons. Gene Ontology annotation, cellular component: TRAPP complex; Golgi apparatus. Lineage: Eukaryota; Metazoa; Chordata; Mammalia; Lagomorpha; Leporidae. The record is from RefSeq and is a predicted model, not a curated record. Gene Ontology annotation, molecular function: protein binding. The coding region runs from base 121 to 2568 and encodes 815 amino acids.